AUGCUCCUGCUGGAUUUUGAUAACACCUCCAACUGCCCUCAUACCUUCAGGCCUCACGGUGAGGGUCCCCAGGCAGGCGGCGGUUCCCUGCAGCGGGCUCUCCGUUCUCCCCGCCUCCACGCGCCCUUCCCCUCUGCCCCGGAGGCACCCAGGGAGCUCGCCGUUCGUUCGGCUCAGCCUCUUUUGGCACCGAGGCCCCCAGGUGCCCAGCACGAAGGCGGAGCCCGGCUACAGCCGCCUCCCCGGCGCCGAGUACUGGACCCCCUGGGAGCUCGGGGCCCCAGCGCUGCGGAUCUGGCAUCCCCAGCCUCCCUGGCUCCCCGCGCUCCUCCCUGUCUGCGCUCCGGGCGCGAAGCCUGCAACGCGCGAACAGAGCACAGCACGCGGAGCCGAGUGGCGUGCGCGGCGCAGUGGCGCGGGCACCCCCGAUUGCGGCGCAGCCAGAGCCCGCGCUCCAGCCACCCGCCCAUGGACGCCCGGACCAUGUCUGCCAAGGGACCCGGCUCCCGCACCCGGCUCUGGGCGGCGGCGCUGCUCCUGCUCGGCCUGCCAGGGCUCUCCGUGCGGGCGGAGGGGAAGCUCUUUGUGCUGGAGUCUCAGAAUGGCUCUCAGGGCCUGGAACUAGAGGCCGCUCGGCUUUCCUGCAAGAGCAGAGGCGCUCACCUGGUGUCUGCGGACGAGCUGCGGAAGGUGGUGCGGGACUGUGCCUUCUCCGUGUGCACCACGGGCUGGCUGGCGGACGGCAGCCUGGGGACAACCAUGUGUAGCAAGGGGAGUGGUGAACAGCAAAUCAUGAGAGCUGUCGAUGUGCGAAUUGAAAGCAACCCAGUUCCUGGUGGCACAUACAAGGCCCUGUGUAUUAAGGAUGAAGAGAAGCCGUGUGGAGACCCGCCUUCCUUCCCACACACCAUCCUGCAGGGCCACACGGGCUUGGAGAUGGGGGAUGAGCUGCUGUACCUUUGCGCCCCCGGCCACGUGACAGGCCGGCGCGAAACAGCCUUCACCUUGCUGUGCAACAGCUGCGGGGAGUGGUAUGGCCUGGUCCAGGCCUGCGGGAAAGAUGAGGGUGAGGUACAUAUUGACUAUGAAGAUAAUUUUCCUGAUGACAGAUCUGUGUCAUUCAGAGAGCUCAUGGAAGAUUCCCGGACAGAGGCAGAGGAGGACAGGGGUCAGGGAGAAGCCUCUGAGGAGGCUCCAAAGCAGGACCAUCUGGUCUCUAUUUCUGUGGGGAGAGAAGACACAGCCCAGGAUACAGCUUUUGCGCCAACCACAGGUUUGCCCAGCACUGGGAGCAGUGUCCCCACAGACCUGCCAGGAUCCCAACAAAACCAGAAGUACAUGUUCUGGUUUCCUGAUGAGACCUUCCACAAGCCUGAGUUGGAAAAGGAGAUGGACGAGGACACCAAAAAGCAGGUUCCUGCUGGAGACAACCACAGUGGCACCACAUUGGCCCCAGGUGAGCCAGAAGAAACUAGGGUCAUCUACAGCAGCACUGAUGGUCCCUUGGGGCCAUUUGUGGGUAGGAAUGACAGCAAGGCAGGUGACCCAAUGGUGAGCAGCAGCGAUGAGUCCUGGUUAGAUGGCUACCCUGUGACCGAUGGGGCUUGGAGGAAGACAGAGGCAGAAGAGGAGGAAGAGAAGGACAAGGGCAAUCGAUCAGUAGGGCUGGAAGAAACCUUCCUAGUUACACCCAAUCAGCCUGCUGUUGUGGAAGUUAAGAAGCCCAGGAGUACCACCCUCACACUCAGUGAGGACACAACCAACCGUUCAGUUCUUCCAACUCAAACUCUAGAUGUAGAAGCUUUGGCUCUCAGACCCAUGAGUGUGUCUGAAACUGAGAGUCCCAGCAAGGGGGAUGGUGACUUGACCAGGGACCAGUCAACUGUUCCUUGGAGAUAUGCCACAGAGAAGCCUCCCAUGUCCACCCUACCCUAUGAGCUCACCAGCUCUAUCCUGGAGACGGUGACAACCGCCAUCCACAAGACAUCGAACCUCAUUCCCUCAACUGUCACGGCGGCCACCCGGACUCCAGUGGAAAUCACUGCCCCUGAGGUCCAGGAUACCUUUCCAUACCUGCUGUCUGAGGACUUCCUGGGACAGGAAGUCCCCGGCCCAGGUGCAAGCGAGGAGCUUCUUCCAACCUUGGAGUCCUGCGUAGGGGAUAAGUGUCGCAGCCUCAGCAGAGGCCCCAUCAUUGCCACCAUUGUCACGGUUCUGUGCCUGCUUCUGUUCCUGGCAGGCAUGGGGGCCGUGUGGGGUUACCGCAGGUGCCAGCACAGGAGCUCCGUGUACAAGCUGAAUGUUGGCCAGCGGCAGGUUGGUCACUACCACCAGCAGAUUGAGAUGGAGAAGGUCUAGCCACCUUGGGGGGCUCGCCCGAAGCCCCUUGGGAGGAAGAUAAACUGUGACAUAUCACAUUGAGAAACACUGACAAUUCACUAGCGCACGAAACAAGUGGAGUAGGGCUCGUCUUCUUUUUCUCAGGUCUUUGUUUUCUAGGCUGAGAAGCAUCUCUGGAGGCAC
Molecule: messenger RNA, 2523 nt
Organism: Delphinapterus leucas (beluga whale)
Lineage: Eukaryota; Metazoa; Chordata; Mammalia; Artiodactyla; Monodontidae
Source: RefSeq, a predicted model, not a curated record